Messenger RNA from Gamsiella multidivaricata, 1357 nucleotides. RefSeq lists its product as uncharacterized. The coding region runs from base 458 to 1300 and encodes 280 amino acids. The record is from RefSeq and is a predicted model, not a curated record. Gene Ontology annotation, biological process: regulation of transcription by RNA polymerase II. Gene Ontology annotation, cellular component: nucleus. Lineage: Eukaryota; Fungi; Mortierellomycota; Mortierellomycetes; Mortierellales; Mortierellaceae. Gene Ontology annotation, molecular function: RNA polymerase II cis-regulatory region sequence-specific DNA binding; DNA-binding transcription factor activity, RNA polymerase II-specific. The transcript has 2 exons.
CUUCGUCUUUCUUUCAUUCGUCAAUAACAUUUGUAUGCUUUUCUUUUUUACCCAUCUUCACACCACUAAGCACCAUCUUUAACUUCAGCUUUCUUCUUUUCAUUAUCAACUCGAACCUGACCAGUACCUUAACAUUUCCCACCAUGGCCCCCUUCUCUUCAUAACUCGCCCCUGUGUUCCAAGCCUAACAAGAACCUCCCCCUUCUCCACAAAGACAGCACCAUUUAGAAAAAACAUUUUGCCCUGCCUAAAAAGCUUAACUCUUGUUAGCCCAUUAUCCCGCUCUCAUUGACGUUGUCUGUGCAAACAACAGCUAUCCCACCAUGAUCCGGACAUACCAGCCCACUUCCACCCACACCUACAUCUAUAGAAGACACUACCAAAGACACUUAUCCGUACGCGCCACCAUCGAAACUACCAUCCUUAUCGGUCCCACAUCUGAACCAUUCAUCCUCCAAUGAACACCAUCGUUCGUCCGUCGAAUAAUCCCAUGACUAUCCCAAACACGCCCUCCUUACUAGCAACCAGCAACCCUCGGCUGACCCAGUCUGCUGACACACUGGACUCGGCACUGGCGCAGUUCGGCAAGCUUGCUGCCUCAAUUGAGAACAGAGUCGUCGCUCCAGGUCUCCUCAAUGCAGGCAAGGGCUUUGACGAAUGGCUCGCGAGCGAUAUCCAAUACGGUGCUUUGCUAUACGGCGACGAAUCACCUCUCAAUUCUUCUGCGACAUCACCACUCUUCAGAUACCCAACUUCGUCCCAGCCACUCUCCUAUGGUUCCCAGAGCCUAACUGCAGAGGAUUUGGGCCUUGGUCCCGUCGAGAAGGCCGUGCCACUGGGGUUGACGACCACUAAGCUGCAGCAGGCUGCUGCAGUUCUCAACAUUCCCUGGAGCGAGGAACUCGAAAGGGCCGUUCUGGAGCAGACAAAGAUUCCUUCUAUGUCUCCAUUGAACCGGAGCGUGUCUCUGCAGUCGCCCUCAAGCGCGAUAAAGACCAAUAACACGAGCAAGCGCCCCCAUGCAGCCGAGGAAGAAGAGUCGGACGAGGUAUUGGCCAAGCGUGUCAAGAACACCGAUGCGGCUCGCCGGUCACGUCUCAAGAAGCUGAUCAGGCUGAAGGAACUGGAGACUAAGGUGGCCGAGCUGGAGACGACCAACCACGGGUUGAACACAAGGAUCGCAGUCCUUGAGACGGAGAAGAACGGGUUUCUCAUUAAGGAGGCCGAACAGAAUGCGCGCAUCGCACAGCUGGAGACCAAAAUCAUAGAGGCACAUUUCGCGUUGAAGACGUGCAGUUAGUUGUAUGCCUGCAAAAGCAAUGAGGAUGCAAGUUACCGAAAUAAAAAUCAAGGAGAU